Messenger RNA from Rhizophagus irregularis DAOM 181602=DAOM 197198, 494 nucleotides. The record is from RefSeq and is a predicted model, not a curated record. NCBI's taxonomy places the organism in Eukaryota, Fungi, Glomeromycota, Glomeromycetes, Glomerales, Glomeraceae.
UAUAAUAAAUUGUCAAGUAUUGAUUAUUAUGAUAAAGGAGGAUUUGGUGAAAUCCAUAAAGCUAUCUGGUUAGAUGGACCUCUUUAUAGUUGGGACUUUGACAAACAACAAUGGUAUAGACAAACAGAGUAUGAGGUUAUUCUCAAAACACUUAAUAAUUCAUCAAAUUUGAAUAGUAAAUUUCUGAAUGAGUGGAAAUAUCAUUAUAAUUGUCAAAAAAAUCAUUUUCAAAAUUUAUUCAAUUCUUUGGAAUUACUCAAGAUCCAAAUAAUUUUAAUUAUAUAAUAGUAAUGAGUUAUGCAAAAAAAGGAAGCUUAAGAAAAUGUUUGUCUGAUAUAAUUAAAUUUAAGUGGCAAGACAAUAAUGAAUCAAAUUUAACUCAUGGUGAUUUUCAUGAUGGUAAUGUUUUAAUUUCAGAUAAUCACAAUGAAUUAUUUAUUAUUGAUUUAGGACUAUGUAAACCUAUAAGUGAUUCUGGUAAUAAGGUUAAGUAA